Molecule: messenger RNA, 1470 nt
Organism: Salvia hispanica
Lineage: Eukaryota; Viridiplantae; Streptophyta; Magnoliopsida; Lamiales; Lamiaceae
Source: RefSeq, a predicted model, not a curated record
AUGCAAACCAGAUCUAAGGGUACACCGCAAUUUGGGUUAUUGAUAUAUCAUAGAAGAGGACAGAAUUCAGCUGUGAUUGGUACACAUCAGAGUCCAGUGAGAGAAAAUUCUCUAUUCGAGACAAAUUUUGAGGGUAGUAGCAGUGAUUCAGAAGCCGAGUCUAUGGCUGAAGAAGACAAUAAUGUUCCACCACCCAUGGGAAGGUUUGGCGACAUCUUUAGAUCGGGAGUUGAUCACCCGGGGGAGUUUGCCUAUGCACAUGACAAUGUCAACAUCCCACCUCACUACAUUAGUUUGGUGAGUGGUGGAAAUCUUUUCCAUGGUCGAGAUGAAGAAGAUCCGAUGAGUCAUUUGAAUGCCUUUUAUGAAUUGACGAACUCUCAUAGACCGCCAAAUGUGGAGCAUCAUCGAAUCAAGAGAGCUUUAUUUCCUUUCUCAUUGAGAGAAAAAGCAAGGGAAUGGUAUGACUCACUAUCGGGCUACAACAUUGCAACUUUUGAAGAGUUGAAGUCGAAGUUUCUCUUGGAGUACAAUUCUCCAAUGAAGAUAGAAAAGUUGAGAGAGGAGAUCACUUCAUUCCGACAAAAGUAUGACGAGUCAUUUGCCAAAGCUGGUAAGAGAUUUACAGACUUGUUAAGGAAAUGCCCAAGUCAGGGACUAGCUCCGGGGCAUGAUCUUUUGAAGUUCUACAAGGGACUCAAUCAUGAAGGCACAGGCUUGGUUACUGCAGGGUCAAGUGGGAACUUGGACGAUUUGACCCAUGAUGAAGUGAGAGCGCUAUUUCAAAGAUUAGCGAACAAUCAGAGGAAUUGGCAUAAUCCAAGGAAGGUGGCCGCGAGAGAUACAUUUGGCGCUACUAAGGAGUCGGAAAGAGUGUUAGCUAUAGAAGCUCAAAUGGCUGACUUUAGUACUCAAAUUUCGUUGAUGACGAAUGCCGUCAAAUCUAUGCAGUUGACUCCUCAAUCCCAAGCCACGCCUGUGAUGAAGUGUAGACAGAAUUGGAGACCUCAGCAACCAAAUUGGAAUCAAGCUGGUCUUAGCAACACUGCGGGUAAUCAAUGGAGGAGUAAUGCCCAACCCUCGGGGUAUGAGAAGAAGCCGUCAAGUGAUGAUCAAGUUGCGCAGAUAUACUCCUUCAUGACUAAGAGCCAAAAGGAGAAUGAUCAAUUCAAGGAAAACGUUAAUGAGAAGUUUGGCCACAUUGAUGCCACAAUGAAGAACUUGGUGAUGAUGAUAGGCCAACUUGCAACGGUUGUGCAAACCAGACCCCAAGGAACUAUUCCAAGCACCACGAUAACGAACCCAAAGGUAAAUGAGCAAUGCAAAGCAGUCACAUUGAGAAGUGGGAAAGAGCUAGAGAGACUUGGAGUGAAAGUGGUACAUAAUGGCCCAAACAUCUUGCACGCAGGGGCGAACAAGUUGUUAGGCUCGCAAACCUCGCACGCAGGGGCGGACGAGGGGAGUGAGUAG